This is a messenger RNA of Colletotrichum truncatum, 1914 nucleotides long. Its product is annotated as heterokaryon incompatibility protein. The record is from RefSeq and is a predicted model, not a curated record. Lineage: Eukaryota; Fungi; Ascomycota; Sordariomycetes; Glomerellales; Glomerellaceae.
AUGGAAUCUCGGCCCGUCGCUCGAUAUGCACGACCUCGUGCUGUUGAUCUCGACAACACCCUUUCUUCCGAAGAAGUCAGGUUAGUGCUCGUCGAACCCUCGGAGCCUGGUUCAGAUAUCGAGUGUAGCCUACGUACUUUCGGGUUGGAUAAUAUACCAGCGUAUACCGCAAUCUCGUAUGCCUGGGGAGACCGCAGGGACAACGUAAGGAUACUUAUCGAUGGAAGACCCAGGAUGGUGACGACUAGCUUGCGCGACGCCCUAAUAGCUCUUCGGGAUUCAGUGCACGCAAUCUGGGUGUGGGCUGAUGCUAUCUCGAUCAACCAGUCCGAUAUUCAGGAGCUUAGCCGCCAAGUUCAGAUCAUGGAUAAGAUAUAUGCAACAGCUGAGCGUGUAGCUGUCUGGCUAGGGCCCGCCUCGGCGUCGGAGAAGAGUGGUUUGGCAUUCGAAUCGUUGCUUGGCGUUGUAGAAAAUUCAAAAGAGGAACCAUUUCCAGCCCUGAUUGGGGAUUUGAUCAACUCAAAGCCUGCAGUUGAGGCGAUAGUCAGUCUUUUUGAGAGAUCAUAUUGGAAAAGGUUGUGGGUAAUGCAAGAAGUCUUUUAUGCUCAAAGGAUCGAAAUCUAUUGUGGCACUGACAAAAUCGGUUGGGACGCCCUGAUGAAGACUGUGGAUCAGUUCAGCACGCCUCAUUGGAAACGAAGAGUCGACGAGUUAUAUCCUCCAGGAGGUGCGGCGAGUCGGUUUUCGAAAAGUCAUUACUCUUUUGCUCAGAUUUUAACAACCCAGGGCCCCAAAGGUCUGUUUGAUCCUCGGAGAAGGCGUUUCCAAACGGCCUCGGUGGGAAACAAGGAGUCGGGACUGUCAGGUGAAGCUUUGGAGCCCAGCCUACCAAAACCACUCACGGUCAUGCGCAUAUGUAGAAGCAAGCUGGCUGCGCAACCACAGGACAAGGUCCUCGGGGCUCUCAGCCUGCUCCCGAGCAACUCAUUUCUCAGAGAGUUUCAACACACCCCGAAAGAAGCUUACACGGAUAUUGUUGCCACCAUAAUAUUGAAGACCGAGUCUCUGGACAUCAUAUGCGAAGCAAUCCACUAUCCCUUUCAUCAAGAUACUUUUGAUCUCCCUAGCUGGGUGCCGGACUGGUCUCACGCACCGGACACGGUAUCGUUGGCGGCCACUCAGCUUGCGCACCGAACAGCUUUUCAAGCAUCGAAAGGUACAAAAUGGGAGUACAGCCCGAACUUGGCGCCAUGGCCGUUACGCAACGAGCUUCCCAUUACCGGAAUUACUUUGGGUACCAUAUUUGAGAGGGGAAUGGCGGUCGGUACAAUGGGCAGACUGACCAACUACCUCAUGGCUUUUCUGGAAUGGAGACACAUGCUAAUGGACGAGCACGAUGGUUGGGACAAGUCUUUACGGGAGACUUUCUGCAAAACGUUGUGCCUAGGGGAUGUCCCUUCGACGCUUGAUCUCGGUUCAGGAGAACGGCAACUGGACGACGGAGAGUGGAUUGACAUAUCUUUCCACCUCUUCGCGGCCUUUCUUCAACAACGGUUGAGUAGGUUGCCCUUGGACGAAGAGCUAUACAUGUACAGAGACAAAGAAUUCGAUUUUGAGAAGAACAAAGCUCGUCGGAUCUUUCAGGAGUACUUUGGGGACCGCAUGAUGGGCCGUUGCUUCUGUCUUCUCCAAGAAGGCGAGGGACAAACCAAAAUGGGUAUGGGAACGGGUUACAUGGGCGUUGGUGAUUUGGUUGUAAUUGCUCACGGGUGUUCUACACCUAUCAUCCUCCGCCCGACCGGCUUGGAAGGAAAGUUCCAAUUCAUAGGAGACGUCUACGUGGAUGGGUAUAUGGACGGAGAGGCUAUCGAGGAUGCUGCGUUCGGGCCAGUUCAAAACUUCGUUCUGUGCUGA